GCCAGAGCGAGGGAGAGAGCGAGGGAGAGCGAGAGAAAUCCCUAGAGACAGACUGAGAGAGAGAGGAGAGAGAGAGGGGGGAGAAACAGACAGGACCAGACAGACUCCCUCAGCAGUUUAGUCGCCGGUCACUCGGCGCAAAACGCGGAUCCUCUAAAGCUGAUUUGUUGUAAGGGACUGAAAGUAGCUCAAGUACAUUUUUACAACGUUGAAACUACAUUUAAAGGCUGCAGCGAUACUUCAGCGGCACGCCGAUAGAUAGAUAGAUAGAUAGAUAGAUAGAUUUUCGUGGAAGAGGAGGAGAAACCUCAGAGAGGAGGAGGAGAGAACCGAGACAGGAGGAGGACCGGAGGGAAAGGAGAGGAGGUUGGAGAGAGAGCAGAGAAAAAAGGAGGAUUUUUUUGGAGGGGAGUUUGUUGUGAGAUUUUUAUUUUAUUUUUUUUUAGUCUCCUCUCUCUUCCGGUCGCCUCUCCUCCUCCACUCGUCCUCUCUGUCCCGGAGUAUUUAUGUCUGAUUUUAGGAGCAUUUAAAUGUUAAACUUGAUGGGUGUUUUAAACGCCACCGCCGCCAAUGUCUCCUGUACUUGUAACUGCAAGCGCUACACCUCCCUCCAGAGCAUGGAAAUCAGGAAAGAAUCUCCAUUUGAGAUGGAUUCAGCCCAGCUGGAGUUCGUCCAGAUUCUGGUGAUCGUAAUAGUCAUGAUGGUGAUGGUGGUGGUCAUCACCUGUCUUCUCAACCACUACCGCCUAUCAGCACGCUCCCUUCUUUCCAGGCACGCCCCUACACGCAGGAGACACCUGCCACUGGCCAACGAGGGAAGUCUGUGGUCCUCUGAGGGAACAGGCACAAACAGUGGUCUAAAUGAGCACCAGGUGUAUAACACCCACCCCCCGGAGAGAGGGGGCAGCUCAUCCUACAUACAGCGGGAAGCACAGCAUAGCCACUCCCAUCCUCCGCUGCAGCCCCAGCGCUUCCAGCACACAUACGCCCCGAGUCGCUUUCAGCCAACUUAUCCCUACCUGCCUCAGAGCCUCAUCGAUCUUCCCCCCACCAUCUCCCUCUCAGAUGGAGAGGAGCCCCCGCCGUACCAGGGGCCCUGCACCCUGCAGCUCAGAGACCCCGAGCAGCAGAUGGAGCUGAACCGCGAGUCGGUCAGAGCGCCACCCAACCGAACAGUGUUCGACUCCCACCCUCUCGAUCCAUCCAACUCCUAUCUGCAGGCCAGACUGCAGGCCCCCCCUCCAAGUGUCCAUUCAGGCAUCAGUGUGUUGGAAGCCCAGGAGGCUUUGUCCAGGCAUCAGAAGCAGGGCUCUCGAGUGGAAGGAGCUCCUCCGGCCUACAGCGAGGUGAUUGGGCACUACUACCACCCAGCAUCUGUAACCUCCAGUCACAACAAUCGGACUGUGAUAUCCUCACAAGCACCACCUGCCUCGCUCAUACAAGGCCUGCUCCGACCUCCGCAUCAACAGCAAGGAAGCGUGGACAACAGGAACACAAGGAAUACAAAGGAGAAAUCCCAGAAACCCCAGCAGGUGUGACAGUGCUGCUCUCUGCUUCCAGUGAGAAAGCCGGGAUUACAUCUGCUCACCACUGGAGUAAUGGCCAGUGGAGAAAAAUCACGAUGUUGUUAAAAUCCACUCUGAAGGGUUUAAGAGCUGGUUAGUUUUAGAUGUUGCAGGUCAGUUUUACAGUUUCCCCACUGGCUUCUCUGGGUAAGAUAACCCGGAACCACGUUGCUUCUGCAGAUCACAGUCGCAUGAACAUCUGGCACAUCCUGUUCUGCAGCUUCCUGCUUCAUGUCUUCAGAUGAACCAUUGAUGUCAGAAAAGAGAGGCAGAUUUAGAAGGGAGUGAGAUGGAAGCAGAUGCCUCUUUCCCUUAACAAGUCCUCCUCAUCUCUCUUCUGUCAGACUGAUCUGCGUAAUCACCUUUCACAAUGAAUAUUUACUUGGUCUGUUUUUUCCGUUGAACUUAUUCUUUAUCUUAUUCACACAUUCAUGAAAAUUCCUAUCCAAGCAAAUGGCGAAAUGUUACAAUCUUCUUGGUUCUUCCAUUUGUAGGAUUUCUUUUUUUAAAAUGUGAUAAUCCCCCCCCCACCACGCUGCUUGUGUCCAUUUAGUCCAUAUUCAAAAAUCCACUUCUGCACCAGGCUUUAGCCACAUCGCUGGGACAUUUUAGCACAGUAGAAAGAAAUUGGUGAUAGCUUAUUCCGUGAGUUGUAGCACAAGGCUAAAAGUUCUGCCUUACAUUUCCUAAGCAAUGCCACUGAAAUGCUUGUUUCUUUUUUUCCUUUUUUUUCAAAUUUUAUGUUCUUUUUUUUAAAAGAACGGUUGCACAAAGUUCAAGACUGUUCACCGCAGAAAAAGAAUAAUCCGCAAUAUGAUGGAAAAGAGACAGAAAGUAGGGAAAGCAUGGGUAUUUUUCUAUACUUGAUGGAUUCCUAUGAGUAAAUUUGUUGUGUUCCUUUUGUUUAGUUUUUUUUUCCAAUUUGUUGUCUAGUUUUAGAAAAAAAAAAGAUACAAACAUCAGUAAUCUGUUGGGGUGCCAACUUUUCACCUUUUGCAACGUACAUGUUGACGUGUAUAUACGUCACACAUGGAGCAUAUAUACACACACAUGUAUGCAAACCUAGAGUGAAAAGCACGAAUUUCAAGUUAUUUAUAUAAUUGCUGAGAAGAAUUGCACUAUUUUUUAGUAUGCGCCGAUGGAACGUUUCUGGGACUUUUAUUUUGAAGGAGCUCUGUCUAUUGGGGCAUAAAAACAAGAGAGAAGCAAGAACAUGGUGAGUGAAGCUCGGACCGAGCGGUGCACAGCAGCUGCUAUCAUGAUAAAAGUAAGGGGAGGUUCCGACUUUGGCCCAACGGACUCGGAUUAACCGUUACUGUACCAUUGAUAAAAAUGAAUAAAUAAUCCUUGGUUUAUGCAAAUGUCCGAGUCCCGCGAGCCAGCCACAAGUCAGCAUCCAACCUGUGGGUCCAAUCAGAAAGUCUUAACUCUCUCUCAUCCUAUUGGCCGAAUCAUUAGCCAAUCCCAAAGCUGGCUAUUACUACCUCGACCAAACAAGCGAAGCACAUUAGAGUUUAUUCAUGUUAACCAGACACAACAAAUGUCUGGAACAAUCGAGACAGUCUAAUGUAACAAUAGAUGUUAAGUAGAGUAGGAUGUCGUAGACUUAGUUUUUAAUCCUGUUGUGUUAUUUUAUUUGAAUGUCAGAUAUUUUUAUUCAUUGGAUGAGAAGAGAGAAAACAAACCAAUGACAUCCCCCUUGUAGUGCAUUACUCAGGAAGGAAGCCAGUCGCCCAGCAGGUCCUGAAUAUCUGAUGCACUGACUGUGCACCACUUUGGCCACUCAUGCACCCGAAAGACCAAAUUUUCUGGUCACGUACCUCUGGUUCCUUUGAAUGAUCAAAUCUCUCCCACGUUUUCAACCCAUGUACACAAUCUGCUCUCUAAGUUUCUCUCUCUUGCAGGCCACUCUGAGCACUUUAUUGCACCAGGAAAGAGACAACAAUCUUCUGUCAGCCAGCGCCGACCAACCAACCAAUAAAGCUUAAACACAACGGUAGAACCUUUUAGGUUUUUAGAUUCAGAUUUAGAUUCUCCAACCACUAGUGAUGCACUUUUAAAGAGAUGCAAAGAGUUGUGGACCAAAGCUUUUAACAUUUACUGGAUUAAAAAACAACUUUAUUUAUCAUUUUGAAGUUUAAGAACUUUAAGACAUAUGGACUUUAAAUACAACCAGCAGAACAUAUGCUUUGACAAAAUAUAUUCUAUAAUUAGGAGAAUUUUUUAAAUUUUCUUGAUUAUAAACUCAUGCUUUUAAGCUUUGGACUCAAACUCUUUGAGCGUUAAUGCAGCACAAGGCUGGUUGUUGAAACUAGGCACACUGAAGUGUUGAAAAGUGGCACGAGUGUUAAUAGCAGCCCGUCUUGUGUCAUCUCAUUAAGAGUGCAGAAUUAAUAGAGUUGCAUUAUGUAGCUGACUGAGCUACUUGGAUUAGAAAGUAAUCAGUAUUUGUAGUUUUUGUAUUUAAAGCUGCUGCUUGAGCUAGACAAAGUCAGCGCCCUCUAGUGUCCAGCCUUUAUGCAACAGCGCCCUCUGCAGGGACUGAACCAAACUGUAGCCAGAUCUCCUGAGAGACCAGAAAGUCUGAAGGCUAAAAAAAAGACAUUUUAUAAUCUUUCAUUUUUUGUCUGUACUUUCCAUGAUGAGUCACAGCAGCAUCUAUCAACUAUCGUGAUAAAAAGAAUUCAAUCUGCUGAACUGGUUCCCCAGUAUAAACCUUGUUUACAGGGACAGUUUGGCCCAAAGGUAAAUUUAUGUAUUUUUCCAAUUUUUUUUGUAGUCAUUCCUAUCCACCUGGAUUGUGUUGAACUGGUGUGUGAAUUGCCCGGUUCUGGAGAAAUCAGCUACAGAGAUGCCUGUGUUCUCUUUAAUAUAAUGUAAGGAAAUGGCACUCUCUGCUUGGGGUGUUUAAAGUGCCAAAAUGUGAAAAAGACGGUAAUAGUUUCUCUUUCCAGAAAUUGUGAUCUGUUUAUUCAAAAAAAAAAUAAAAAAAAAAUCCACAAACCUUACAGUGAGCCAUUUCAUGCAGGAACUCUUUAGUUCGUACUGAUCUGCAAUUUUGAAACAUGUCCAUGUGCAGAAGAAAGCAACCAUGUGCGUGUGAUGAAAGGCUCUUGCUGGUGGGAGAUUGAAUGGAUGUUAACUUCAAUUGCAUGCCCCUCAUUUGACCUGUAAUAUCAGGUAGCUGCACAGGUGCGAGGGUGUCUUUUGGUAUGAAGAAAAUAAUUCCUACAUGAAACUGCUCACAAAAAUGAUGGUGGAUGUUUUUUGAUUAACAGCUUCACAAUUUUUGAAAGAGGCAUAGCUGCAGAAUAUUUCAAAUGUAAUUUUUGGUGCUUUGAGCUCUUCAUAGUAAAUGCCAUUCAGUUCUAUUCCAUUAAAUAGAACGGUGACAUUUAUAUAUCCAAAAACUUCAAAAAUUAGUGGCUCACAAAAAAAAAAAAACAUAGAAAACUGUGUAAAUUUGAUAUUAGGGUGAACUCUAAUUUUAAGUUGCUGGAUACAAACUAAAAGUUUACAGCUUGAUAGAUGGAUGGGAUGUGUUUAUGCUAGUCUUUCUCGUCAUUUUAGCAUCCCAGUGAUGCAGUCUUGUUUGUUUUGUGUUCUACAGCAAACUAUAACAUUUCAAAUCAUAAAACAGAUUGAAAAGACUCUUCUAGCUGGUUAGAAAAGUCUUUGAUGAUAUUAGAAAGAUCUUCAAAACAUCUUGUAGCAUUACUCAGCGAACUACUUUUAAAGAUCCAUCGAGGAUCUGGGCUUUACAGAUGCUUAUAUUUUAGAGUUAAAACCUGAAAACACUGAAUUCCUCUCAAGAGGUAAAGACAGAAAGUGAGAAAAAAGAUUUGCCCUCCCGUCAUCUUUAAAGUCUAGAGCUCUCUGUAUUGUUCCUCUGCUGCAUUGCAUUUAAUAUAGAUCAUUUAAAGAAAAAAAAAAUAUUAUAGAAAUUAACAAAUCUACUGACCCAAAAGAACGACGAUAAAAAAAUAAUAGCAAUAAUAAUAAUAAUAAUCUUUGGUCUUGUAAUGAGGUUAGCAGCCUGGUUCUAAGUCCUAAGGUAAUUUGAACUAUUUUUCUCUUUCAUACUUGUUUUUGAACAGAGUUGUUUCCUUAAAUGGUUUCCUUUCCUGCACCAGAGGGUUUGCAGCGGGUAUGAGAAGGCUGGACAGGCUCUGACCACAAAUAUUAGUGAUAGGAUCUUAAAAAAUGCAUAAGGAAGUUGGAAAAAUGUGUAGAAUCAAUCUCUUAUUUCAGGGGAAAACCCGGACUGGCUGACAAUACAAAAUAAGACAGGAGGAGAAAGAGGGAAAACUCAUUUGGAGGCUGACAGGAAGAACAGAUCACACAUUUAUACACAGCUGCUAAUACCCUAGCGCUGCCUACACUUAAAGACUGGUGUGUUUACAUGCAAUUGUACUUGUUCACCAGUGUUUGUGAGCUUUUUUUUAACUCUCAAUUCUAUUUAUUUAUGUUUUUUUUUUAAAGUUCAGUUCGAUUUGAGUCACAUAAAAGAGACAUAUUAAACCAAUCAGUGCUCAAAUCACAUAUUUUUUGUUGCUUUAAUCCAUCGUGGAGAUAUUGAAAGUGUUAGGAGAUCACUGUGUGUGCGUGUGUGCAGUUAAUGUACACCCACUUGCCCUGGGAAAGACCUCCAGCUGUCUAGACAAAAACUAAACACACACAAAGACACACACAGAGCAGACUAAACAAACUCACCGAAGAACCAAACGCCUCACACACACACAGACACACACACACACACACACACGCGCACACACACUGAGGUUUUUGUUAUUGCGGACCACACAAGGUAGCAAAAACAUUUAUUUCACACACCUUGAUUGCCUCUCCCCUCCCUCUCCCUCUUCCUGUCUGAACGAGCUCUUCCUGUUCCCUAGAGAUGGCCGCUGUCCAAUGACAGAGCUCCUUUCAGAACCGGCCCUCGCUGCCACUGGGUCAGCGCUCUUUGAGUCUCCAUGGAAACGUUCGUUGUUUAUUAUUGUUGCUAUGUCGUACAAGUGUGCCUGCCUGUGCUGAGACGGGCAAAAUGUGAGUGGCUAGUUUGGGCUGUCAAUCAUCCCAGGCCACACUGUCUCAGAUGAUGACGAUGAAUAGAUGAUGGUGAUGAGAUUGUUGUUGUUGGUGAUGAUGAUGAUGAUGAAGAUAGAUGUUUUUGGUAGUGACACCGCAAAGAUCGUUGCAAUACACCUACUAUUUGCCUUUUUAAUGAUAUUAGUCAUAUUUUAACGUAGUGUGCUAAAUGUCAGUUUUUUUAUUGUUGUUGUUGUUGUUGUUGUUGUUGUUGCUGAUGAUGUUUAUUCACUUGAGAACAAAAAGAUUUAACUUCAAUUCAAAAGUUCAUAUCAUUAAAAAAUGUGUUUGUUUUUUUUUUCAUUUUGUAAACAUCGAGAGUGUAAAACUACCUAACACACAAAAACUGCAGAUUUCUGGGGAGGAUGUGUAAAUAUAAGAAAAUGUACUUCUGCUUUUAAGUGCCCUUUUUUACAGUUUAAAGUUGUCAGUGUGCAGCUGUCUGAAGAGCAAACCGGCGCGAUUGGUGCGGGGAUCGACGCCACAGAUCCCCAUCAUCCCCAUGAGAUGAGCUUAUGUUAAAGCUAGCUAAAGUUCCCUUUUAUCAGAACCUUUUUGAGCACAUUUGUGUCACGCACUUAUAAGUUCAAGUAUAAAUCUUCAUGUAAGCACCUAGUCCUCGUAACCCAUUCUGUCGGCUAAUCAUCGCGUCUCCUUACUCGACCCAGCGUCUAGAUGUGUGCCUUCUGGUGUCCAGCAUGAUCGGAGACUUACACUUAAAAAAAAUCCUUUACUGUUGCCUUUCAACGCAAAACCUCGGACAGCACAAAAUCUUAACACGUUACAGCUGUGAUGUAUGGAAGCCCAGUCAGGCCAAGAAAAAAAAAUGGAGGGAAAAAAAACAUUCAGUGUUUCUAAGCUAAAAUGGACUAAAAGUCCUUAAAAUACUACAAAAAAAUAACAUGUGGAAAAGCAGAUAUCUGCAAAUCCUGUGUGGCUGCUUCUAUUGUUUUUAUGUUACCAUUCCAACUUCUCUUCCCUUUUCUUUUUCCUGGUAAAGCUGGACUUCCAUAAUCACCAUAAUAGAUGCUAAAUUUGUGAAAACAAACAGAAAAGUGUCUUUCACAUUGCUGUUGCUAUUGCUGCUCUAUAUGUUUGGAAAUGUAACUAAAAACAGCUGAAAUUAAUGUUUUUCUUCAGAAAUUUAAUGAGACGCAAUAUUUGCUUUUAACAUUUCUGGCUGCUUGCAAAGAAUCACACACCACACAGUCCAGAUUCAUAUGUGACAUUAUUUAAGACAUCUCCAAAGACGAGACCACUGUAAAGAAAAAAAGUUCAGUCAAGCUUGAACUUUUUUUUUUUUUUAGAUUUUGGGGAAAAAUAUUUUUUUCCUCCAAUUUCUGUUAUAUGUUUGAUCAGUUUUAAAAGAAAGGAUGAUUUAAGUAACACAAGUAGACUGGCAAAAGGCGUACAAGCAAACCAUUUUCUCCUUUCAUAUUUCUGUAUCAUUGCAUUUUUCUCUGCUUGCUCUGCUCUUUUAAUCAGCGCUGCAUGGCGCCUCACCUCUGACAAUGUCGAAGAAAAAGUAUACAAAAGCACUCUUGUUCGCAGUUAUGUUAUGUGUUCGUAUUUAAAUAAGCCUCUGUAUCUUACACCGCAGUGACUAUUGUAGAAGUCUUCCACCUGUCCUUGAGUUUUAUCCUGCAAGCAUGUAAACUGUGGGGCUUGUACAAUAGACCAGUUUGUUCUGGUAAGGAUUCCUACGUGCAGCUGGUCCAGAUGUUUUAGAAAAGCUUGAUAAAAUGCUGCGAUUGUGUCCAGAAAAAUAAAACUGCACACAAAUAAUCAGCAGCUUCGGAGUGAAAUCUUCACUCAGGACCAGAUGUUGGAUAAAAAUGUGGGAACUCUGACUUAUUCUCUGCAAUGCUGGUUUUACCAUCACUCAAACUUAGCACCAGGUUCAUAAAAAGAAUGAACAUGGAGCUGAGGGUUUAACUUCAAUCUGUUAUCUGUCACAGCAUGGCUCAUGCACUUAUAUAGAGGCCUGCUUAUUCUCAGUGAUAAUAACUGCUUAUUUGUGUAUUAAGACAGUUUAUUUUAAUUUAUAUUGGAUGGUCUAUGUGUUGCUGGGUUUGCUAUGUUGUUAUUUUCUUUUCUGUUACAAACACAAGACAAUGGUUUAUUGUUGUUGUCACAGAACAUGAAUCAGACACAUUUCAGUUAGCCUUCGAUUUAAAAAAACAAAUAAAAAGUUUUAUAAAUUCA
Messenger RNA from Oreochromis niloticus (Nile tilapia), 8858 nucleotides. RefSeq names its product prostate transmembrane protein, androgen induced 1 (gene pmepa1). Gene Ontology annotation, molecular function: R-SMAD binding. NCBI's taxonomy places the organism in Eukaryota, Metazoa, Chordata, Actinopteri, Cichliformes, Cichlidae. The transcript has 6 exons. The record is from RefSeq and is a predicted model, not a curated record. The coding region runs from base 531 to 1538 and encodes 335 amino acids. Gene Ontology annotation, cellular component: early endosome membrane; Golgi membrane. Gene Ontology annotation, biological process: negative regulation of transforming growth factor beta receptor signaling pathway.